AUGUGGGAGUCCAAAUACUCCCUCGCUCGCCACUUCCUAACCAAAGUGACCGUGCUCAUCUCCUCUCUCGACGACAUCUACGACGUCAAAGCCACCAUCGACCAGCUCGAGCUCUUCACCGCCACCAUCACCAGGUGGGGGAAGGCCGCUGGUGAUGAUGAUCUGCCGGAGUACAUGGGUCAUUGGAUGGAAGCAAUGACCGGCGUGAUUGAUGGUAUCGACGACAUCGUUUCGAAGGAGGGAAGGGGUUACUGCGUGGAGUAUCUAAAACUGGCGUUGAAGAAUCAAGCCAAGGCGUAUCUGAGUGAAGCCAGAUGGUUGGCGCGGAAGGUGGUGCCGAGCGUGGAGGAAUACAGAGAGGUCUUCGAGUGGCUGCUUGCUGAUCCCGCCAUUCUCGUCGCUUCCUCCGAUAUGUGUCGUCUCACGGACGAUGUUGUGUCCCAUGAGUUUGAGCAAGAGAGGAAGCAUGCUGCAUCGUCGGUUGAGUUUGGCUACACACACUCCACCAAAGACACCAAGGACGUCAUCACCUCUUUGCUCGUUACUCCAAUGACCAUUUGA
This is a messenger RNA of Linum trigynum, 561 nucleotides long. The record is from the annotation of a GenBank genome assembly. Lineage: Eukaryota; Viridiplantae; Streptophyta; Magnoliopsida; Malpighiales; Linaceae.